Sorex fumeus (smoky shrew) is the source of this 2658-nucleotide messenger RNA. RefSeq names its product p53-induced death domain protein 1 (gene PIDD1). The record is from RefSeq and is a predicted model, not a curated record. The transcript is spliced from 15 exons. The coding region runs from base 1 to 2658 and encodes 885 amino acids. Gene Ontology annotation, molecular function: protein binding. NCBI's taxonomy places the organism in Eukaryota, Metazoa, Chordata, Mammalia, Eulipotyphla, Soricidae. Gene Ontology annotation, biological process: apoptotic process; signal transduction; DNA damage response.
AUGGCAGCGCUGCCGGAGGGGCGCGAGCCCGCGGGUGCCGAGCCGCCGCCCCCCGGCAGCCGGCUGAGCCUGGGCGCGCACCCCGACGGCGCGCGCCGGCUGCUGCGCCUGUGUGCGGGGCGGCCCCCGCAGCUGCCCGGCGUGGAGCUGCUGCAGCUUAGCGGCCACGAGGACCCGCGGCUGCUGGCCGCCGCGCUGGCCCGGGUGCCCGCGCACCUGCCGCGGCUCCGCGCCCUGGUUCUCAAAGGGGGGCAGCGCCGGGCCGCGCUGGGCGCCUGCGUCCGGGGCUCCCUGGCCACGCUGCCGGCCGGCCUGGGCGCCCUGGCCCAGCUGGCCCACCUGGACCUGAGCUUCAACAGCCUGGAGCAGCUGCCCGGCUGCGUCCCGCACAUGGGCGGCCUGCGCGUCCUCCUGCUCUCCCACAACAGCCUCGCGGAGCUGCCCGCCGCCCUGGGCGCCCUGCCCGCCCUCUCCUUCCUCGCCGCCUCCCACAACCGCCUGCGCGCGCUGCCCCCCGCGCUGCUGGCCUCCAGCACCCUGCAGUGCCUCGACCUCUCCGACAACCUCCUGGGCACCGUGCCCCCCGAGAUCGGGGGCCUGCGCCACCUCGCCGAGCUCAACCUGGCCUCCAACCGGCUGCGCCAACUCCCGGCCUCCCUGGUGGCCCUCCGGUGCCUGCGGAUCCUCACCCUGCACAGUAACCUCCUGGCCUCGGUGCCCACCGGCCUGGCCCACCUCCCGCUGCUCACCCGACUGGACCUGCGGGACAACCAGCUUCGGGACGUGCCCCCCGAGCUCCUGGAUGCCCCCUUUGUCCGCCUGCAGGGGAACCCCCUGGGGGAAGCGCCGCCUGCCCCCCAGAGCCCCCCAGCAGCCCCCGCGGCGCCGGAUAUGCCCAGACUCUCCCUGAGCGCCGACUCCGACAGCUUCCCCCUGACCCCCGGAGGGUGCUCCGUGAGCCUGGCGUGCGGCGUCCGCCUGCACUUUCCCGCGGGCGCCACGGCCGUCCCCAUCACCGUCCGCUACCGCCUGCGACAGCCAGAGCCCCGCCUGGCGCCCCUGGGUCCCCACGACGCCCUGCUCAGCCCCGUCCUGGAGCUGCAGCCCCACGGCGCCGCCUUCCAGCAGGACGUGGGCCUGUGGCUGCUCUGUGUGCCCCCGCGAGCCAGGCGGUGCCGGGAGGUGGUGGUCAGAACCCUGAGUGACGGCAGCUGGAGCGACCUGGAGACCCACCUGGAGGAGGAGGCCCCCAGGAGGCUCUGGGCCCACUGCCGGGUGCUUCACUUCUCCUGGUUCCUGGUCAUUUCCCGCCCGGCCUGCAACACCUGCCUGGUGCCACCAGAGGGAGCACUGCUGUGCUCCUCGGGACACCCCGGGGUCAAAAUCACCUUCCCCCCUGGGGCCACCAGGGAGCCCCAGCGGGUCAGCCUGCAGGUGGUGCGUGUUAGCGGCCGGGAGCUGCGUGCGCUGCGCGUCCUGCUCCAGGAGCCCGAGGCGGCCGCCAGCCCCCUGCUGUCCCUGACCCACGGCGGAGCCCCCGAUUUCCUGCGGCCGGUCACCGUGCAGCUGCCGCUGCCGCCCGGCGUCACUGGCCUCAGCCUGGACCGCUCCCGCCUGCGCCUCCUGCACCGCGCGCCCCCCGCCACCGCCUGGGACGACGUCACCGCGCACGUGGCGCUGGAGCUCAGCCACCUGUACGCCCGCUUCCAGGUCACGCGCUUCUCCUGGUACUGGCUCUGGUACACCACCAAGGCGUGCGUCGGGGGCCUGGCGCGCAAGGCCUGGGAGCGGCUGCGGCUGCACCGCGUCAGCCUCAUCGCCCUGCAGCGACGCCGGGACCCCGAGCAGGUGCUGCUGCAGUGUCUGCCCUGCCAUAAGGUGGACGCGAGUCUGCAGAGGCUGCUGGAGCGCUACCACGGGCCCGAGCCCUCGGACACCGUGGACAUGUUCGAGGGGGAGCAGUUCUUUGCGGCCUUUGAGCGGGGCAUUGAGGUGGAUGCCGAGCGGCCGGACUGCGAGGCGGGCAGGGUGGCCUUUGUCUUCUACGCCCACCUGAGGAACGUGAAGGAGGUCUACGUGACCACCAGCCUGGACCGGCGGGCACAGGCCGUCAGGGGCCAGGUGUCCUUCUACCGGGGAGCCGUGCCCCGGGAGGUGCCCGCGGAGGCCGAGGCCGCGCGGCAGAAGAAGGCCGCGGACGCCGUGUGGAUGGCCACGCUGCCCAUCAAGCUGCCGAGACUGCGGGAGCCCGAGGGGCCAGGCCAGGAUCGCGGUCUCUCCCUGGCCCCGCUGCGGCUGGGCGACGCCGAGAGUGGCUUCCUGACGCAGAGCAACCUGCUGAGUGUGGCCAGCCGCCUGGGCCCCGACUGGCCAGCCGUGGCCCUGCACCUGGGCCAGGCCUACCGCGAGGUGCAACGCAUUCGCCACGAGUUCCGGGACGACCUGGACGGACAGAUCCGCCAUAUGCUGUUCUCCUGGGCCGAGCGCCAGGCCGGCCAGCCGGGGGCCGUGGCCCAGCUGCUGCAGGCCCUGGAGGACAGUGACCGGCAGGACGUGGCCGAGGAGGUGCGCGCCGUCCUGGAGCUCGGCCGCCGCAAGUACCAGGACAGCAUCCUGCGCGCGGGCCUGGCGCCCGGCCCCGAACCCGCGCAGGCCUAG